AUGUAUAUUUAUGUUUUGAAGUUGAUUCUUACGGGCAUUUCUUUAAUAAAGCAAAGACAAAAACUUCUUACAAUUCCAUGGAACCUGUUUUUAAUCAGGACUUUGUUAUUGAUUUAGAAGGUUCUCAAACUUUAAGAAUUCUGUGCUAUGAAAACACACCACAGGGACCAAUAUUAAGAGGAAAAGGUGCCUUAGAGCUUAGUCAAACUUGGUUAACUGAUAAAAUACAAGAAAAAUCUGUUAGUUUACAGGAGCUAAUGCUCACUGUUGGUCUCAAGUAUGAACCUCCAGAAUUAUCUCUGAGAAGAAUUCCAUCUUCAAAGUCUGGUGGAGUUUUCGGUGUAAAAAUUCAACAAGUCUGCAAGAAAGAAAAGUCUACUAUUCCAUUUAUUAUGAUCAGUUGUAUUAGGGAGGUGGAAAAACGUGGAAUUCACGAAAUUGGUAUCUACAGAGUUUCGGGUUCUGCCUCUGAUGUUCAAAGGCUAAAAAAAAGUUUUGAAACAAAUGUUUAUGAAGCAGAACAGCUUUUAAAAGAGGUUGAUAUUCACUCAGUAACAGGAAUGUUUAAAAUGUAUCUCCGAGAGUUACCUGAAGCUCUUUUUACUGAUGCAUCUUACCAAAAAUUCUUCCGUGCUUUUAGCAUUAGCAAUCAAGAAGAAAAAAAUAAACAACUUUUACAGUUGUUUGAAGAACUUCCAGAAAUUAAUCAAGGAAUUAUUACUUUCUUGUUAGAUCACCUUGUUAGAAUCCACCAAAGUGAAGCUACAAAUAAGAUGUCUUUGCACAAUUUGGCUACUGUGUUUGGACCAACACUUUUGAGGCCUGGAAGUCGGAGCUCCAGUUCUUCACCUUCAGAUCUCUUGACUGCUGGUACUGUGGAUGUGAUGGCUCAGGCUGGAAUUUUUUAUUUCUUUCUAAAGCGGCAUGCCGCUGGAUUGCAGCUCAAAGCAGAUUCGCAAGAAUAAAAGUCUAGCCUUUGAUACAUUAUUUAUAUACACACACAUAUUAUCAUUAGGUUUUUCAAUUUGAACUUAUUUUUGUAUUAUAUAUUCAUUUUUAGAACAACUUUAUAUUGUCUAAUAUUAUAUUACUUGUGUUCUACCUUGCAAACUUACAUAAAAAAUAAAUGCAUAUACUUUAAUAUUAAGGGCUCACAGAAGUAAGCUACAAACAGUACAAAGAUACUCUUUAUCAUUGUGGUACUCUUUUAAAGAUCACAAAAUAUUACAGUACUGUUUUAAGGGUUGUGUUUUUUGAUAAACUAUGGUGUUUAUCAAAAUGUUGUUUUUGCAUUUUAAUUGAGAAGUAUUUUAUUUAUUGUAAAGUUACAGGUAACAUGUCUAAUUUUACUGUAACUGACUGAAAUGUUGCAUAGCUAAUAUGAGCAGUGCUUUAUGACAUGAAACUAUUUUAGAAUGCAUUAAUCACAGUGGACUAAGCCAUACCAUUUUGCAUUGAGUCCGAGUCUAUCAGAAAAUAAAUCAAUAUUCUUUAAACGAACAUUGUUAAUAUUUUUAGCUCCAUCCAUCCGCCUCCUUUCUUUUCAAAACUUGAAAAAUACACCUUGCACAAAAAAAAGGGGAUAGUUCUAUAUCUCUCGUUCUUCUGGAUUGAUUGUCGAAAUUUAACUUAUGUUUUUCAUGUCUUGAAAACACGAAAUAGG
Stegodyphus dumicola is the source of this 1663-nucleotide messenger RNA. RefSeq names its product Rho GTPase activating protein at 1A (gene RhoGAP1A). Gene Ontology annotation, molecular function: protein serine/threonine kinase activity; GTPase activator activity; guanyl-nucleotide exchange factor activity. The record is from RefSeq and is a predicted model, not a curated record. Gene Ontology annotation, cellular component: membrane. Gene Ontology annotation, biological process: positive regulation of GTPase activity; protein phosphorylation; intracellular signal transduction. NCBI's taxonomy places the organism in Eukaryota, Metazoa, Arthropoda, Arachnida, Araneae, Eresidae.